Messenger RNA from Ostreococcus tauri, 1046 nucleotides. RefSeq names its product Micro-fibrillar-associated protein 1, C-terminal. NCBI's taxonomy places the organism in Eukaryota, Viridiplantae, Chlorophyta, Mamiellophyceae, Mamiellales, Bathycoccaceae. Gene Ontology annotation, biological process: mRNA splicing, via spliceosome. The transcript has a single exon. The record is from RefSeq and is a predicted model, not a curated record. Gene Ontology annotation, cellular component: U2-type spliceosomal complex. Gene Ontology annotation, molecular function: RNA binding. The annotation marks the transcript as partial.
CGUCGGGGUCGGAGAGCUCGAGCGAGAGCGAGGACGAGGCGACGAGGGACGCGCGAAGGGCGGCGACGCGGGCGAGAGCGGCGGCGCGCGAGGCGGAGCGGGCGGAGGACGAUGAAGACGACGAUCGAGGCGAUGUCGCGGGUGUCUUGGUGCGGGGGUCGGUGGUGCGACCGAGCGAGGGCGCGGAGGGGGGGGGGUCGGAGUCGGAGUACGAGACGGAUAGCGAGUACGAGACGGAUAGCGAAGAGAGCGACUCGGGCGGGUUGGGCUCGAGGAAAAUGUUCAAGCCCGUCUUCGUUCGAAAGAGCGACCGGGACACAAUCGAGGAGCGGGAGAAGAUGGCGGCCGAGAUCGAUGCCGAGGCGGCGAAGACCGAAGAGGCGCGAGCGGCGAAGAAGGCUGAGAGUAAGAAGUUGGUCGAGCUCGAGGUGACGCGCGAAGCCGCGCUCGAGCAGGCGCUGGACGAGAUGGAACCGAGCGACGUGGACACGGACGACGAGCUCGACGACUCGAUUGAGUUUGAUAACUGGAAAUCGCGCGAGCUCGAGCGCUUGAAGGCUGACAGAAUCCAGCGCGAACUCUUGUUCCGCGAACGAGAGGAACAGGAGCGCCUGCGCGCGAUGACAGAGGAAGAGCGAGACGCGUAUCACGCGGCUCGUUUAGCCAAAAAAGAGGCGGACGAGGGUAAAGACCGGCCAAAGAUGGCGUUCAUGCAAAAAUACUACCACAAGGGUGCGUUCUUCCAGGAGUCGGCGGACGACGCGUUCGGCACUGCGGGCGCGGAUGACAUUUACAAGCGCGACUUCUCCGCGCCCACCGCGUCCGAGCGCUACGACAAAUCGCUCCUUCCUAAGGCGAUGCAAGUGCGCAAGGGCACGUUUGGCCGCUCAGGCCAAACCAAGUGGACGCACCUGGCGAACGAGGACACGAGCAUGGCGCGAAGAGGUGAUGACGACGACUUAUGGUCCGGGCGAAACCGAGACGUUCGAGCCAUUCGAGACAAGAUGACCUCCAAGCAGGGCGGGCUGAAGGACGCCAAGCGCUGA